Tribolium castaneum (red flour beetle) is the source of this 862-nucleotide messenger RNA. RefSeq names its product ALG14, UDP-N-acetylglucosaminyltransferase subunit (gene Alg14). Gene Ontology annotation, cellular component: UDP-N-acetylglucosamine transferase complex. The coding region runs from base 178 to 831 and encodes 217 amino acids. Gene Ontology annotation, molecular function: N-acetylglucosaminyldiphosphodolichol N-acetylglucosaminyltransferase activity. Lineage: Eukaryota; Metazoa; Arthropoda; Insecta; Coleoptera; Tenebrionidae. The record is from RefSeq and is a predicted model, not a curated record. The transcript is spliced from 3 exons. Gene Ontology annotation, biological process: dolichol-linked oligosaccharide biosynthetic process.
CAAAAAUAUAACCUCUAAGCACAGGCACCAUCGACUGGCGCGUGCGCCGAUGCUCUGCCGAUAAUCUAACCCUGCGAACGCCGUGCCCCAGGUCCCAACCCCCGGCCCCCCAGGGAUGUGCCCAAUCCACAGGAUGUCAUAAUUUUAGAAACCAUCGCAGGAAGCUAGCCUGGAGACAUGGAAGAUCAGUUAAAAAUUGAAUUGGCGAUUUUAAUCGCCGUUUUAAUCCUGGCCAGGAUUUUGUACCUAGUCCACAAGAUAACGACUGGUUUUAGUCGCGAAGCGUCCAGUAAAAGAGUAACCCCCUGCAGGACAGUCAUCUGCAUUGGUUCAGGGGGGCACACCACUGAAAUGCUAACCCUUAUGGCAAGCCUAGACUUUGCAAAAUAUUCGCCCAGAUAUUACAUCAUGGCAAAAACCGACACAACCAGUUACGCCAAAGUGAGAAAAUUCGAAGAGACAAAAAAUCACAGCAAUUAUGAAAUUAUCGAAAUCCCCCGCAGUCGAGUUGUGGGCCAGUCCUACAUCACGUCUAUUUUCACAACUUUGUAUUCAAUUUUAUACAGUGUUCCGUUAGUCUGUAAAAUUAGACCGGACUUAAUACUAUGUAAUGGUCCAGGAACUUGCAUUCCAAUUUGUCUGAUUAGUUUUCUUCUCAAGGCUGCUUUUAUUUCCGAUACUAGGAUAGUCUUCAUUGAGAGUUUUUGCCGGACGGAGACUUUCUCACUAAGCGGGAAAAUACUGAUGUAUUUUGCGGAUAAUUUCCUAGUUCAGUGGCCGAGUUUGAAGCAAAAGCUCAAACGAGCGGAAUAUAUCGGGCAGUUGAUGUAAAACCUUUUUAAUAAAUAAUCCUGAUUUUCAA